Messenger RNA from Zootermopsis nevadensis, 3656 nucleotides. RefSeq lists its product as uncharacterized. Gene Ontology annotation, cellular component: nucleus. The record is from RefSeq and is a predicted model, not a curated record. Gene Ontology annotation, biological process: regulation of gene expression. NCBI's taxonomy places the organism in Eukaryota, Metazoa, Arthropoda, Insecta, Blattodea, Termopsidae.
GGCAACCUGUAGCCAUAUGUCGCCCGUCUUUAACAGCAAAAUGUUGCUGCCCGUGUGUAUGUUUGGAAGUUCAAAUUUUGUAACAUUUUUAGCAAGAUUAUGUUGUUGAUUUAGUAUGAAAUAGCAGAAGGCAGUUAAAUUGGAUGUGCAGCUAUGAAUUUUUCACCAUUCGGAGGCCAUUUUCCUGCAGUUCACCAAUUUACAGCAGCAAAAUUUGGCAAUGAGCAAAUUCAGGCUGGCACUAUGCUGGUAACAAGCACAUCUGAUGGAACAAUCCAGUAUAUUCGGCCAGAGCACAGUGGUGCAAACUUCCUUCCACCAGGAGCAAACAACAACCCGGUCCAGGGAAUCCCAGUGUCCAUUGCCACAACGGCUGUGAAUAUUCCUGUUUCUGCAGCUUCUCGUGGCAUCACUACAGUCCAACAGCAUCAUGUUCAGCACCAGCAGCAACACCAGCAUCAGUUGGCAGCCAUGGUAAACCAGUCAGCAGGUGGCACGAAGUAUCACCACUCACAUGGAGCUUUACUUGGUUGGGGUGAGGUACCACUGAUGCAUCAUUUUAAUGACACAGGGAAAAACAUUACCACAAUAAAUGUCCCUUAUCCCAAUCCUUCUGUAAAUUCCGCAGCUAUCUUGGCUGUUCAGCCGACACAGACAUCUGGUGCUCCAUCUGUGGCACCAACAGUGUGGCCUGUGAGGUUGAUGCAAAAUGUGUCUACCAUGACUGUUGAGGCAGAGUUGCGGCCACAGGAUCUGUGCAAGGUAGGAGAGAACAUCAGGCCAAAGCCAGAAAUUUCCAAGCGAGAUAAAGACUCUGGAGAAAGUGAAGAUGACAGUGAUGACAGUUCAAAAUCAGACAUAGAAGGGCCGUCCUCCACAAGUGAGCCUGAGAAUCACCAUAAGCAGGGAGUCCAAGUACCAGUCAGCAUAGGUCACAUAACAAAUGGCAGUGGUCAGUUGGAGUGUCAUCAGAUCCAAUUGCAACAGCAAGGAUCUGCGAUGGCAGACUACCUUGCAAGGCUGCAACCUUCCUCGAUUCCGCUCACCUUUCAGCACUUCCUUAAGUAUCAGACAAACAAUGUUGCAGUGGCUGCAGUGUCAGAAAUCAAGAGAGAGGAAGAAAAUAUGCCUAUGGCAGUUCCAGGAAGCAUGGCUCCUGUCCAGGAGGACAUACCAGCCAUGUCACCCAAGAAAAAGAAAAAGAAGAAAUCUCCAAGAAAACCACGUCCUAAGCCUGGAGAAAUCCGCCUAUCAACUGCUUUGGAUGGUUCAACAUUGUUUUGCUGUCCUGAGUGUUACAUGGCAUAUCCUGAUAGGGAUAUGUUGGAACAGCAUCUAGCUGGACAUAAACAGGAGCGGCGUUUUGUUUGCAACGUCUGCGGGGCAGGUCUGAAACGUAAGGAGCAUCUCGACCAGCAUAAACGUGGCCACAGUGAUGAACGGCCAUUUGUGUGUACGGUAUGCAUGAAGGGAUUCAAACGAAAUGAGCACCUUACGCGACACUAUGUGAUCCAUUCAGGAAACAAGAGCCAUGCCUGCGUUGAGUGCGGCAAGGCGUUCUCUCGCAAGGAUCAUCUCCACAAGCAUGCCCAGACACACAUUGCCAAACGUGUGAAGGCAGAGUUAAGCCAAGCUGCUAGUCUUGAUAGAAAUACAAUCUCUACACCAGUCCCCACAACACCUACCUCCAUGACCAUUCCCCAUGUGAUCCAUCACCACCAGCAACCUCUGACUCACCCCUUGCACCUCCAUCACACCAUGUCCUGAUAGACACUCCUGCAUCAUCCUGCAGACAGUAUUUCCUCCCAUUUCUUCUGACUGGCUUGGCUUCGGGCAGUUACGUUUUAGUUAUGUGGCCAUAUCUGUAUUGCCAUUCAGCAUUAUUUUAAGAGCGUGUUGUAUUAGCUGUUCACUUGAGUGAAGGUGUGCCAUCGUACGUUUUCCAUAUUCUUUCAUUCUUACUAGAGAUGUUUGUGAUUGUUUGAAUCUUCCUUACUUUGUCUAUAGAAUGAAGAAUGUGUUAUGUCCAUUCACAUACAUGCCAGGCAUCAUAUUCAUAAAAUGACGUAAUGUUAAGUGUGUCAACACACACAGUAAAAUGUAAAUAUUAAAUCAUAUACCAAAUUCCACAGAACUUGCAUUCUUAUCAGGUCUUAACCUUUUUUCUGUUCUAAUAACAGAAAAGUAAAGUUAUCCCUGUAGUUUAUUACUCACCAUUCCAUGAUAACAUAUUGGGGAGUGGAGGCAUAGCCCCAUACGUUGUUAAAUGUGUUAAUACUUGUACAUGUAGGUGAGUGGUGAGCUACAUGCUCCCUGGACAAGGAUGGGUUCAGUAGCUGGUCUACAUGUGGUGGCAAAGAGAAAUCCUCACCUGCCAGGGAUCAGAAUUCGUUUGUUCAACCUGUAGACAUGUUUUUAAAUUGCAUGUGAAAAAUGACAUUUAAUUAGGGUUGCAUUAUUAUUAGUAUCUGAAAGUUGUCAUGGGCAAAAUUUAAUUUUUUCAGUAGUAAGAUUUUGCCCACACCUGCCUUGAGAUGUGUUAUUCGCCUCCAAGCCCAACCCAUUUCAUAUUCUCUUGGCGUAAAUUUGCAUCCUAACCAUGUAUGUUAUUUAAGAAUAGGGGAUUUAAACCCUAUAUUAUGUGGUUUAGCUGUAUGAAAUGCAUCACACAGAUGACAAAUUUAAAGUAUGGCAAAUCUUCUGUCAGGUGAGACAGAAAUUUGUGUUUGUAUAUAUAAUUAACGGAAUGUUAAUAUGUCACUAUUACUAAAUUUGUUGUGAAAAAUGGCCAGGUAAUGAAACGUAAGUGCUGAAAGCUUAGGCCGCUCUUGUACUCGGCAUGUCAGAAGGAAGGAGUUCGUCCUAUUUUUCUUAUGGUAUACCUUUUACCAGAAAACAUGGAGCAUAAACAUACGGGUUCCGAAACCUUAGACUUGUAUAGUGUCUUUAAAGGUCAGAUCAACUCUUGCACAGUGAUAGGGGUUGCUUCUGGUAACCUACCUCUUGCUAUAUUAUGCAAACUCAGGUGGUUUAUCCUUAUGCUAGGGUAGUAUAGAAAGCUAGUUUGCUUUGUGUUGUGUUCAUGUAGUUUUCCUUUGUAAAGCUUCCAUCCAUCCUCGUGUAUAUCCAUCAGUAAGGAUGAGAAGUGUUGAGAUGAGAAAUCAGCAUAGUCUGUCAUAUUUAAGUUAGUAGCAAGGGUUCAAAGAAGUCUUUUACAUGGCAAUAGUAUAGAUGCUGCUUUUGUAUAGACAUAGUAGAUUGUCAGUGAAUACAUAGAGGUUGUAAGAUGAACAUUCAGUAUUUGAUAAUUUAGGUAAGUGUGUUGAGAAGGCAUUGCCGAGUGAUAGAACCAUUAGUACAGAACAUUAUUAUUUUCUCCAGCCUUCAAGACAAAGAUUUGAAGAACAGGCCUUGUCCUUUCAUGUUCUUCCCAGUUCAUCAUUCACAUUAAUCCUGUCGUUAAGUGUUUUAUAAAUUAUGCCAUUGAGAAGGUGUUGUUAGAUGGUAUAAAAAAUUAUUUUGGAGAACUGUUACUUUGUGUACGGUGAUUUCUGGUUUGAAUCUCACUCUGUAGGGGCUUUUCAUUGUUUUUGUCUUGCCAGGCAAGUAUUGUAAUACUAUGUAAGAUUUGAGGUUUUCACAGCGGUGAGUAUGAA